AUGGUUAGUUCAGCAGCGUCUCAGUGCGACAGUCAGCAGACGGACGACAUGGAGGUGAAAGUUGUGUUCAUGUGUGACUUCUCAGGGAUGCUUGUGUUCAUUCUGCUGCUGCGUGUUCACAACGUUGACGCAGUUUUUCGAAUCGUUCCGAACAGACUGCAGCUCUUUCAGCACGAGUCCGUCUCGUUUCUCUGUGAGGGACUCGAUAACUCGACUCAGUUGAGAGGAAUCAGGAACGCCGAGGGAUUUAUUUCAGUGUGCGAUGUUACAGAGGUGGUAUCCUGCACCAUUCGUAGAGUCUAUCUGACUGACAGCGGGGAAUACUGGUGUGAAACUGACGGAGGAGACAGAAGCAGCAGCGCCAACAUCACCGUCACCGCUGGUUCUGUGAUCCUGGAGAGUCCGGUUCUCCCUGUGACGGAGGGAAACAACGUGACCCUGAAGUGUAGAACCAAGAAGACGUCUUCUGAUGUGGCAGCCCAUUUCUACAAAGAUGGACUCCUGGUAGGGAGCAGCUCUGCAGGAGAGAUGGUCCUCCACAGUGUUUCUGGGUCUGAUGAAGGACUCUACAAGUGCAGCAUCUCCAGUGUUGGAGAAUCACCUCAGAGCUGGCUGGCUGUCAGAGAACUUCACAAAGAGGCGUUU
Stegastes partitus (bicolor damselfish) is the source of this 645-nucleotide messenger RNA. RefSeq names its product sialoadhesin-like. Gene Ontology annotation, biological process: immune response; cell surface receptor signaling pathway. The record is from RefSeq and is a predicted model, not a curated record. Lineage: Eukaryota; Metazoa; Chordata; Actinopteri; Pomacentridae. The transcript has 5 exons. Gene Ontology annotation, cellular component: external side of plasma membrane. Gene Ontology annotation, molecular function: transmembrane signaling receptor activity. The annotation marks the transcript as partial.